UCCUUAUUGUUUCUAUAGCCUUCCCUUCCAUCUUAAUUCAUUCCUCUAUUUCAUUGAAUCAUCAUCGCUUGCUAGUUUCUAUAUCCUUCCCUUCCAUUUUAAUUUAUUCUUCUAUCCACAAAAGAUCAACAAGCAAUGGGUUCAGUUGGAGAAAUCUAUGAAGCGCACCGCUCGCAAGGUCUAGCCACAGUUCUGGCCAUCGGUACAGUAAAUCCAACCAACUGUGUCUAUCAGCCAGAGUUCCCAGAUUUCUACUUCAGAUCCACAAAGAGUGAACAUAUGACUGAUUUGAAGGACAAGUUCAAGCGUAUCUGUGACAGAUCAACAAUCAUAAAACGUCAUCUCUACAUGACAGAAGAUAUUAUCGCGGAAAACCCAGAAUUCUACAACCCUAUUGCUCCUACACUUGAUGCACGCCAAGAUAUUAUGGUUGUCGAGGUUCCUAAGUUGGCUCAACAAGCAGCCUUAAAAGCCAUCGAUGAAUGGGGGCAGCCCAAAUCAAAGAUCACCCAUGUUGUAUUCACUACCAUUUCUGGUGUUGAUGCACCUGGUGCCGAUUUCCAACUCAUCAAACUCCUUGGCCUUUCACCCACCGUCAGACGUGUGAUGAUGUAUCAUCUAGGUUGCUACGGUGGUGGCAGUGUUCUCCGUGUUGCCAAAGACCUUGCUGAGAACAAUAAAGAUGCUCGUGUACUUGUUGUUUGCUCCGAGUUAAACUCAGUUAGUGGCUUCAAGGGACCUACUGCGACCGACUUCCACACUCUACUUGGGCAAGCAAUCUUCGCAGAUGGUGCUGCAGCUUUAAUAGUUGGUGCAGACCUUGACACAUCAGUUGAACGUCCAUUGUUCCAACUCUUCUCCGCAGGUACUCGAAUUCUCCCAGACUCGGAUGAUAUGGUUGAAGGCCACUUGCGUCAAGCAGGUCUUUCAAUCAGCUUAUCCAAGGAUGUAGCCAAAACUAUCGCUGGGAACAUCGGUAAGUGCUUGGAGGAAGCAUUCAGCAAAGUUGGUAUUAGUGAUUGGAACUCCAUUUUUUGGAUAUCUCACCCUGGUGGCCCAGCAAUUUUGGACCUCAUUGAAAAAACCCUUGGUUUGAAGGAGGAGAAGCUAAAAGCAUCAAGGAAAGUGCUGAGCGAAUUUGGUAAUAUGUCGAGUCCCACUGUGAUGUUCAUUUUAGAUGAGAUGAGGAACAAGUCUAAGAAGGAAGGGAAAGCCACAACUGGAGAAGGGUUUGAUUGGGGAGUGCUAUUAGGAUUUGGACCGGGUCUAACUGUGGAGACAAUUGUCAUGCGUAGCAUUGAUACAAUUUAAUCCAGAUUAGGUCUAAAAUGAUUUAGUUACACUAUACCCUAUGGGUUUUUCGGGCUUUACUGGAUAUAUAGCUCUAUAUUAUGUGCCUUCAUUGCUUUAAUUGUUUGGUCCUUUCAGUUCUUGUAAACACCUAUUUAUGUUUUGAUUUGGUGUUUUAGUUUUCGGCAUUUGUUGUUUAUAAAGGGCGAAGGCCCUCUUUACUAAGUUUCUGUAUUCUUAGAUGUUUAUUUAUUAUUAUUUAAAUAAAAUAUUAUCUUAAAUUUA
This is a messenger RNA of Macadamia integrifolia, 1575 nucleotides long. Its product is annotated as chalcone synthase-like. The coding region runs from base 136 to 1311 and encodes 391 amino acids. The record is from RefSeq and is a predicted model, not a curated record. Gene Ontology annotation, molecular function: acyltransferase activity, transferring groups other than amino-acyl groups. The transcript is spliced from 2 exons. Lineage: Eukaryota; Viridiplantae; Streptophyta; Magnoliopsida; Proteales; Proteaceae. Gene Ontology annotation, biological process: polyketide biosynthetic process.